Lampris incognitus (smalleye Pacific opah) is the source of this 4730-nucleotide messenger RNA. It is a transcript of the gene adar, whose product is annotated as adenosine deaminase RNA specific. NCBI's taxonomy places the organism in Eukaryota, Metazoa, Chordata, Actinopteri, Lampriformes, Lampridae. The transcript is spliced from 16 exons. Gene Ontology annotation, cellular component: nucleolus; cytoplasm. The record is from RefSeq and is a predicted model, not a curated record. Gene Ontology annotation, molecular function: tRNA-specific adenosine deaminase activity; double-stranded RNA binding; double-stranded RNA adenosine deaminase activity. Gene Ontology annotation, biological process: adenosine to inosine editing; RNA processing. Bases 575 to 4690 code for a protein of 1371 amino acids.
AAGGAAAACGAAACUUAGGUUGUCGCCAUCGGGCCCUGCUGAACUUUCUUCGCGUAAAACGCGCCGACGGGAUAUGUGAACUGACUCUACCGCCGCGGCUCUUCUCUAUAGCAGUGCAUGUUUCCUUUUACCGCGGAGUGUAAAAGCAAGCGACAUAUUUGGCGUUUUGCAGAGAGAGUAAAGGUGGGAUCCUGUAAACAAUCCGGAAGACUGGAGGGGGGGAAAACUUGGCGUUGUACAGCUGUAACUUGGUAUGUUUGCACAAAGAAAAAAAUCCGGUCUGAUCCUCUCCGUCGACUUGUUGCAUUGCUCUUUGUGAGAGGCACCCCCCGGGUCUGUUUGCGCAAAUCUGGGUUUCCCUUUAUCGCGUCCUUGCGGAGACAACGGGAGCAACGUCCUCCCCUCUUCUCACCGUCGCCGCCUUCAGUUUGCCCCAGCUGUUGUCAGCAGGAGAUCAGAGCCUGCUCUGCCAUCCCACCAGGGUCUGCUGUCCUUGCUACACUGCAGAACACACUGCCAUUAAGAAGCUGCAAAGCCAGCUCCAACGGGCCCCUUCCAUCCCGCCCUCUACGCUAUGAGCAGAGGUAGAGGAGGGCCUUCUAAAGAACACUACCACAGACCUCCACUGCCCCAGCUCCAGGCCAAAAAUUAUUACUACAGGCCCCACCCAGACAACCCCCAUCCAAGAACUCCUCCACAGCAAGCUCCAUAUACAAGUGACGGCUCCUGCCCCAAACCCCCUGCUGUGCUCUCCCAAUCCACAGCUAGUCCUUUCCCACCCUCUGCUCCCCCCCUAUUGGGCCACAUACCAGUAAAACAUCCUACAGCCAAACUCCCCAACGGAUCAGAUAGUUGCGACCCCAGCACAGCACCCGGUUCCUUUCAGUAUCUGCAGGUCAGCUUUUUGCGGGGACAGAGUCGUGAGGCCCCACAAUUUAGAAGCAGUCUCCAAGGAGGUGGGGGGGAAGCAGCACCCAGCAGGGGCUCACUGCACCAGCACCAGAUAGGGUACGGUAGGCACUCUUACCCAAAUUGUAACUCUUGGGGUAGAGGGGGCUACAACCGGGACCAGAGUCUGCUGCACCCAUCCAACGGUGGAGCUUCAAGAGGCACUGUAGGCCCUCAGUACUGGAAUCAUAACCAAGCACAAGCUAAAAACCACAACCAGUACUCCAAUAGACAGCUGUGCAGCCAAGAAGACUUGAUAUCUGAAAGUUUUCAGAAUUUGUCCCUUCAUAGAGACAGGUCCUACAGAGGAAAGGGAGACUGUUUUGAUAGAGCAUUUGUGUCGAACAGCUCAAUCAGUCAGACAUUUAAUAAAGUGCAUCUCACUCUCACCCCCAACAUUGAGGAGCUUGUGUAUAGGUCCUUGGAUGCAUUGAGGUCAAGUGAGAGUAUCUCGGCAAAAUUGCUUGCAAAAAAGCUGCGCCUGCCCAAAAAAGUUGUCAACCAGGCUCUCUAUUCUCUGGAACGUUCACAGAAGGCCUCCAAACAAGGUGUUCACCCUCCGGAGUGGACUCUGUAUAGACAGCCUUCCCAAGACUGGGAAAAUCCAAACCCAAAACCAGGAAGCCCACAUUCUCAGCAGUGGGUCUGUUCACAGCACUCUGGGAAUCAAAACCCUGAGCUUACGUUAGAAGCAGAAACAGAAAAAACCCAGACACACAUUGAAGAAAAAGAUUCUGAUGGUGAAUUCAGUUCCUCUUUGUCCUCCUCCUCCUUAGAAUCAUCUGACUUCUACCAGAAAGAAUCCCAAUCACCAGCUAAACUCAAGCAUCGGGUGAAACAACAACCUUUUACUUCCAGUUCCACUAGCCAGGACCUCAAGACAAUCACCAUGACAGAACAAAAAGAGAAAAUUCUGCAGUAUCUCCUUCAGUCAGGGAAGGCCACUUCUCUUGUCAUAGCGAAGAACCUGGGCUUUAAAAAUGCCAAGCAGGUCAGUCCCACCCUCUAUUUCCUGGAGAAGCAAGGCGAGGUCACCAAGAAUAGUGAGGUCAACCCUCCCACUUGGGAACUGUCCAAUCAUCGCAGAGAGAAGAUGGAAAGGAGCGUCAAAGCCUUGCAAGGGCUUGCAGCAGCCGCAAGCAGUCAGAUGGAAGUGGGAGCCGUUGGUGAAGAGACAGGAGCUGAGUCCGUGUUACUGCCAUCAAUACUACCAUCACCAGGGCUUAAGCCUCAUCCACCCCAGGAAAGCUGGCAGCCGCAAGAAAGCCCCAGCGAAGAGAAAGAGGCCAAUGGAGGGCAGUGGACCACCGACGACAUCCCUGAAUUCCUCAAUGCCAUUCGCCGAAAGACAGAUGCUGAGAAACUGGCUGAAGACGGAGGGACUGUUGCUGUGUCACUGGCGGCCCCCCCACCUCAGAACCUGUGGGCUAAGUUACAGGAGGUGAGGCUGAAGAAUCCCGUCAGUGGCCUCAUGGAGUAUGCACAGUACUUAGGCCAGAACUGUGAGUUCCUGCUCCUCGACCAAUCCGGGCCCUCCCAUGACCCCAGAUUCCGUAUGCAGGUGAUGCUUGAUGGGAGGUUGUUUCCUGCAGCUGAGGCCUCUAGUAAGAAGGUGGCAAAGAAGGAUGCUGCUGCAGCCACCUUGCGCGCCCUCAUAGGAGAGACGCAGGGUGGUGGAAGCCUCGGGGAGGAGGGAAACACUGCCGUUGUGAAUGAGGACAUGGAACCUAUCCCUGAAACAACGGACCCCAUUGAAGGAAUAGAGGGAGUCUUUGGGGCAGGUGCUAUGGAGGCAACUGGAAUUGUGGAGGGGCGUCGGCAGCCCCUGUCCCGCUCGCUGCCGGGUGGAAAGAACCCGGUCUCUGUUUUGAUGGAGUACAGUCAGCGCACUGGGAACCCCAUUGAGUUCAUGCUCACUGGGCAAGAAGGCCCACCGCAUGACCCACGGUUCAUGUACAGGGUGAAGGUUGGGGAGAGCUUGUGUGCAGAGGCCUCAGCCCCCAGCAAGAAGGCAGGCCGUCAGCUGGCUGCCGAGGAGGCAGUCAAGGAGUUGAUGGCCGAUGGAAAACUCCAGCUGAACAAGCCCCAGUUGCCACUUGGUCCAUCAUCUGAUAGUGAGGGAGGCAACUCUGGGCCUACCUGCCCCUCCUUACCCCCUCUGACAGCAGAUGAGUUGCGUGCAGCCCAUGAGGCCGGAGUAGGGGAUCUUAUUAACCACCUGAACAAUAAUGCUGUGUCUGGUCUGCUGGAGUACGCUAGGGCCCGGGGCUUUGCUGCCGAGAUCCGGCUGGUGAGCCAAGCCGGGCCGCCGCAUGAGCCCAAGUUCACCUACCAGGCCAAGCUGGGUGGGCGCUGGUUCCCUCCAGUGUGUGCAUCCAAUAAGAAGCAGGGGAAACAGGAAGCAGCAGAUGCUGCUCUGAGGGUUCUGAUCGGUGAGGCUGAGAAGGCAGCUCGCACUGGGGAGCUUAUCCCAGCAGAGCUUCCAGUGAGCGGCAGCACUUUGCACGACCAGAUAGCAAUGUUGAGUCACCAGCGUUUCAACGCCCUGACCACACGUAUCCAGCACAGCCUUCUGGGACGCAAGAUCCUGGCCACUAUCAUCAUGAGGAGAGGGGAGGGCCUGGGGACUGUCGUCAGCCUGGGAACUGGGAAUCGCUGCGUUAAAGGAGAGGAGCUGAGCCUUAAAGGGGACACUGUUAACGACUGCCAUGCAGAAAUCAUCUCCAGAAGAGGAUUUGUCCGAUUUCUGUACAGUGAGCUGCUGAAGCACUUCAACGAUGCAGAGAACAGUAUAUUUGAGCUAGCUUCGGAAAACAAGCUCCAAAUCAAAUCUGACAUCACCUUUCACCUCUACAUCAGCACGGCACCAUGUGGUGAUGGAGCACUGUUUGAUAAGUCGUGCAGUGAGACAGGUGAUGAGGUGGAGGGUCACCAGCCUCUCUUUGAGAAUGCCAAGCAGGGCAAACUCCGCACCAAGGUGGAGAAUGGUGAGGGAACUAUCCCGGUGGAGUCGAGUGCCAUCGUGCCCACCUGGGAUGGCAUUCAGCACGGCGAGAGACUCCGUACCAUGAGCUGCAGCGAUAAGAUUAUGCGCUGGAACGUACUUGGCCUGCAGGGGGCGCUGCUUAGCCACUUUAUGCAUCCCAUCUACCUGAGGUCCAUCACUCUAGGUUAUCUGUACAGCCACGGGCACCUGACACGGGCCGUCUGCUGUCGGCUCGCCAGAGAUAACGAGAACUUUGCCCAGAGUCUGCCUCCUCCCUUCACGCUCAACCAUCCAGAGGUGGGAAGAGUGAGCGUGUACGACUCGACGCGCCACACAGGCAAGACCAAGGAAUCCAGUGUGAACUGGAGCUAUCCAGACCAACUCAGCGUGGAGGUGCUGGAUGGUACCAAAGGCAAACUGGACGGGCCCAAGCUGGACGUGUCCCGCGUGUCCAAGUCCAACCUGUUCCGUCUGUUUCGGAUGUUGUGUCAGAUGGGUGGCCGCCAUGACCUCCUCUCUCUGCCUUCCUAUGCCCAGGCCAAGUUGUCGGCUACGUCAUUCCAGCUGGCCAAGCAGCACUUUUUCAAGGCCCUUAACAUCCACGGGUAUGGGGCCUGGAUCGGCAAACCGCUGGAAGAGAAGAGCUUUGAGGUGGGGGAGGGGACCAGCAGCAGAGGGGGAGGUUUCGCCCAGGGAUGCAGCAGCAACAACAACGGAGGCAUGACUGCGAUCGAGAAAGAGGAGGCAGCCAUGUAGAGGCGGAGGGAAGAGGCUAGGCAAAGCCGUCGGGGCAGGA